Hippopotamus amphibius kiboko is the source of this 942-nucleotide messenger RNA. Its product is annotated as olfactory receptor 1J4-like. Gene Ontology annotation, biological process: G protein-coupled receptor signaling pathway. Gene Ontology annotation, cellular component: membrane. Bases 1 to 942 code for a protein of 313 amino acids. Lineage: Eukaryota; Metazoa; Chordata; Mammalia; Artiodactyla; Hippopotamidae. Gene Ontology annotation, molecular function: G protein-coupled receptor activity; olfactory receptor activity. The transcript has a single exon. The record is from RefSeq and is a predicted model, not a curated record.
AUGAGGAGGGAGAACCAGAGCAGCAUGUCCCACUUCCUCCUCCUGGGGCUCCCCAUCCCGCCAGAGCAGCAGGGUGUGUUCUUCGCCCUGUUUCUGGGCAUGUACCUGACCACGGUGCUGGGCAACCUGCUCAUCCUCCUGCUCAUCAGGCUGGAUUCUCGCCUCCACACCCCCAUGGACUUCUUCCUCAGCCACCUGGCCUUCACUGACGUCUCCUUCUCAUCUGUCACCAUACCAAAGAUGCUGAUGAGUGUGCAGACCCAGGACCAAUCCAUCCCCCAUGCAGGGUGUGUAACACAGAUGUAUUUUUUCAUAUAUUUUACUGUUCUGGACAAUUUCCUGCUCACCUCAAUGGCCUAUGAUCGGUAUGUGGCCAUCUGUCACCCUCUCCACUACCCCACCAUCAUGAGACAGGGACUGUGUACCUUUCUAGUAACUGUAUCUUGGAUUCUCUCCUGUGCCAAUGCCCUGUGUCACACCCUGCUCCUGACCCAACUGUCCUUUUGUGCUGACAACUCCAUCCCCCAUUUCUUCUGUGACCUUGGUGCCCUGCUCAAGCUCUCCUGCUCUGACACUUCCCUCAACGAGCUGGCCAUUUUCACAGUAGGAGUUGCAGUUAUUACUCUCCCACUAAUGUGCAUCCUGAUCUCGUAUGGCCGCAUUGGGGCCACCAUCCUGAAGGUUCCAUCCACCAAGGGGAUCUGCAAAGCCUUGUCCACAUGUGGCUCCCACCUCUCUGUGGUAUGUCUGUAUUAUGGAACAAUUAUUGGGCUGUAUUUUUUCCCCUCAUCCAGCACCUCAAGUGACCAGAAUGUAAUUGCCUCUGUGAUGUACACAGUGGUCACACCACUGCUGAACCCUUUUAUUUAUAGCCUAAGGAACAGGGACAUGAAGGGGGCCUUGGAGAAGCUCUUCCACAGGGCAAAAGUCUUGUCUCAAUGA